AUGAGACUCAAAACAGGCAGGAGUGUCCUUCCAGCAUUACAUCCAGUUUACCAGUCAGCUCCUGCAGUCUGGUCCAUAGACCUCUCAGAGAGAAAGGCCUCCCUCCUCCUAGAAGUGCUGAAACUCCAACCAGGGAAGAAACCAGUAGAGCUGAAGUACUGGUCAGAUGAAGAGAGUGAAGUGAGGAGUUUCCUUCAGUGUCUGCCCUACAUCUCACAGCUGAGCUGUGAUUCUGACAGGUUCUUCCAGCGCGUGUGUGAAUCCAUCCCUGUGAGGUCCAGAGAGGAUGCCCAGCAKUUGGCCUCUCUCCUCCAGGCCUUGGGCUCCACCCUGUCACUGGGAGAUCAGUUACCCAGGAAAACAUGCAGGUCUGUGGUGAGAGUCCUAGGCCUCUGUGCCUCCAGAGUGGACCUCACUCUCACCCCCAGCAAGAUCUCUCUGAAAGGAGCCUCGCUUCUCUUCACACGUGUGUCACAGCUACACAAGCUCAGGCUGAAUGUGGGCAUGUCAGUGAGACUGGCCAGACUGGCUCGGAGGACAUGGAGAGGUGGUACUCCUCUGACUGUCCCAGAACUCUCCCUGGUCCUAAAGAGCAGCCAGCCACCAGAGAGAGUGUUAUCCAGAGCUCUGAGUAGUGUGGCGUCCCUGCUGAGAUUCUGGAGGGUUCAGUGUCUGGACCUGACUGACUUCUGCAUCCAGGGUCACUCUCUCAUCACACUGCUGUGUCACCAGGGCCCUCUCACUCUCAGACUGCACUCAGACACUCUGCAGCAGCUGGCUGUAGUUGUGUAUGAAGCUCAGGACAAGGACUUGACUCAGUGGUUCCUGGUGAAGGUUGGUGGAGAUCUGACCUCCUGCAGGCUGGACUGGGAAGUGCUUCUCUCUCUGCUGCAGCAUUCAACCCACAACAUCACAGUGGACCUCAGGAAGAACAGGCUUCUAGAGAAGAACAUCUCAGAUCUUCUCCCCUUUCUGGGAAGGGUUAUAUUCAAGAGGCUCAGUUCCAGCUUUGUGAAGUCUACCAUCAGACAGAUCUAUGACAGUAGAGCCAGUGACUGUGUGUCCAGUUUGUUGAGGUCUUCAGACCAUUGGAUCAACCUGAACAGCAGAGAGCUGGACAGAGUGGACUGUACUUCUCUGUGUUUCACCCUGCAGCACAGCCACCAAGUCAAAGUCAACCUGCUGUGGACCUCCAUACCACCGGGGGAGAUAGAGAGCAUCCUGCCUCUUCUGGACAGAGUCUCCCAACUCAGUGUUGACAGGAAGCUGUUGCUGAGUUUCCUCCACUCCUGCGCUGCCUCUCAGAUCCUGCAGGGGGCACUAUCACCAACAACAACAACAACAGCAGCGGAGCUGCUCAGGGCUCUGCAGUACAGGUUGGACUUUUCCUGCUCCUCCUCUGUGGACCUGUCAGCUCACGACCAGGGGGRGGCGCUGUGUCUGACCACUGACCACUGUAGGGCCAUAAACUCUGUUCUGAAGCAGAGCCARCACAGCACACGGCUGGUWCAGAACCCGACYCAGAACCAGUCCCGAAACCAGCCCCACGUGCAGCUCAUCCUUAAAGACUGUGAGGUGGAGCACGGAGCACUGAGAGAGCUGCUUCCCAUCCUGCAUAUUGUCAAGCUGAGUCUCAGCAAAGCUCUGCUACUUCAGCUGCUGGACCAUGUGUGUGAGGGGAUUGAAGAGGGGGUUCUGAGGCACGCAGAGUUCCUGUGCAGAGCCCUGGAUGGGGAGCUGGACCUCAGUGAGACCAGGCUGAACCAAAAGGCCUGUGGAUCUCUGGCCCUGGUUCUGGAACACUCAGAGGGGCUGUCAGAACUGGACCUCAACCACUGCCAACUCGCAGACCGCCAUCUACAGCCCCUGCUCACACACCUGCACAAAGUUGAAGUCCUGGACCUGAGUCACAAUUACAUCACUGAUGCUCUGACCGACAGAAUACUCCAACUGGUCUCCACCAACACUUCAAUACGCACCGUACGGCUCUUCAACAACAGAAUCAACGACAGAAGUCCGUUCCUGACAGACAAGAGGUUUGAGAUCUGGUGAAGCAGCAUCAGGUCCAAGUCCAGACAGGAAGAGAAGAUAGAUGUUGAAGAUGGGUGUAGUAGCUACGAAGCCUCGGCAGGGUGAGACUAGAGGGACUCUUCUGACCAGCAUCUCAUCAACCCUAACCUUGACCCUAACCGUAACCUCAUUUUAACUAAUUCUUAAAUUAAAUAUUGGUUUGCAUGUCAGCCACAUCCCCUUAGUUUUUAGCUGACCUCGUCAUGAUGUCAGAAGAAUGACCAGUGAUGUCAUCAGGGAUUUUGGGACUAAGGUGUUAGUAGUUGAGACUCCAGACCUCUUGAAUGUUCUGAGUGUGAAGGAUAGGUGAAGGAUAGGAAUGUGUAGUUUUAUUUACCUCUUACAUGGUUCUUAAACACAGGAACAUGUGUAGUAUAACGGUUUUUGAGCUUUACUUAACUAGAUGAUUUUUGUGAUCUGACAAUUUGUGAAAUUCCUUCAGAGGGAAUACAUUGUAUAUGUGUUUUUAUAGUCUAGUAUUUAUCAGGUUGAUGUGAAUGUGUUCUACAAUUGCAGUGGGAGACUAAUACAUGAGUGUUUUGUUGCAGGUCAACUGCAGGGUAUUGUGUUACUCAGGCUAGCCUUGUUGAGAACCAAGCUUCCCUAUUCAGGAAGCAAGAGGUGUGUUGAGUUCGCUUGAACGUUUGCUAUGUUGUGCAACGUUUUGUACUGAAUGACACGUUUCCCCAAAAUGUUCUUGAACAGACUUCGAGGUACGUUUGGUGGGUGUGGCGAGGUGUGGCUUGAAGCAAUGAGUGACAUAUUUUUAUUUUUAAAGGGCAAUGGCCAUGCUGACAGCGUUCUCCAACCCACAACCUAACCCCUCCCCAUUUUUCAACUUGUUGUUCAGUACAGCACCGUUUACCUUCAAUUGAACCGUUUCAGAACGUAAAAACAUACUGAACGCAGCCCUGGUGAAGUCCAUGGCAGAAGGUAGCUACAAGUGGGUGGAAACCAUUGAUGCCUCGCAACACGUCAAACCAAUCAAUUGCCUUGCUUUGGCGGAGCACUAAAGGUGCCCACUAGUGCCGUAGGAGGAACAGUGUGAGGAUGCCCAGGAAAUCGCUGAUGUAUAACAUAGCCUGUAUGUACACACACCAUAACAAAAUGUAUUUAGUAGAGCAGUUGUAAUGCCUUCAUCGACUUGAGAAGAACAUUACACGCAGCUUCCCUUUUAGGGGCAUGUGGGGGAGGUUUCUUGAAAUAUAACAUCCAAUCAAAAUGUAGCCACUGGAACCCAGCAGACCAUUCUAACUGUUUUGGCUAAUACAAAAUUCUCCAGACCUCCAAAGGAGGCAUGACAACAAUGUGAUUUUGGAGGUAUGGCUACAUGAGACUAGUACAAGCCUUUCUCAUAUCAAAACAGACAAACUAUAAGAAAUAAUAUAUGAAUAUUUUGUGUUUUUAAUAAAUGUACCUUGAGGCCCAURAUUGGUUUUUGACUGUGUUCUCUUCAGGUUGAAAUCAUUACUAAUAAAUCCUAAAUAAUCUG
Messenger RNA from Salvelinus sp. IW2-2015, 3562 nucleotides. RefSeq lists its product as uncharacterized. The record is from RefSeq and is a predicted model, not a curated record. NCBI's taxonomy places the organism in Eukaryota, Metazoa, Chordata, Actinopteri, Salmoniformes, Salmonidae.